AGCAACAGAAAACAGCAUGAACUCUCCAGAUCACCCCGUCCCUGCACUCCUGUGCCUUCUCCUUGUAUCUUCUCAGGUCACUGGUGGGCUGGCUACCAGAAGACAACAGAAGCCUGGCACAGGUGAUGUGAAUGGUAUGAAUGUCCUCCUCAUAAUUGUCGAUGACCUCCGGACAAGCCUUGGCUGUUAUGGUGACAAUAUUAUAAAGUCUCCGAACAUUGAUCAGCUGGCAUCUAAAAGUGUUGUGUUUACAAAUGCAUAUGCUCAGCAAGCAGUGUGUGCCCCCAGCAGAGUGUCCUUCUUAACAGGACGAAGACCUGAUACCACCAGACUGUUUGACUUUAACUCGUACUGGAGGGAGCAUGCCGGGAACUACUCCACCCUACCACAGUAUUUUAAAGAACAUGGUUAUGUGACUAUGUCUGUCGGGAAGGUUUUCCACCCAGGCAUUUCAUCUAAUCGGAGUGAUGACUAUCCAUACAGUUGGUCUGUUAGGCCUUACCACCCAUCUUCAGAGAAGUAUGAGAAUGAAAAGACCUGCAAAGGUAAAGAUGGACAGCUUCAUGCCAACUUGGUUUGUCCAGUAGAUGUUUCGGAAGUUCCAGAGGGAACAUUACCAGAUAUACAAAGCACAGAAGAAGCCAUAAGGCUCUUAAAAACUGUCAAUCAGCAGAAUUCUUCUUUUUUCCUGGCAGUUGGGUAUCAUAAGCCUCAUAUUCCAUUCAGAUUUCCAAAGGAGUUCCUUAAGCUAUACCCCAUUGAAAACAUUUCCUUGGCACCUGACCCUGACGUACCUAAGAAUCUUCCUUCUGUUGCUUAUAACCCUUGGACAGACAUUCGUAAGCGACAGGACGUUCAGGCAUUGAACAUCAGCUUUCCAUAUGGCCCCGUUCCUCUACACUUCCAGCGUUUAAUUCGUCAGAGUUAUUAUGCCUCCGUUUCUUACUUGGACAGUCAAGUUGGCCAGUUGUUAAGUGCAGUGGAGAAUCUAGGACUGGCAGAUGACACCAUUAUAGCUUUUGCCUCUGAUCAUGGGUGGUCUUUAGGAGAGCAUGGUGAAUGGGCCAAGUACAGCAAUUUCGAUGUGGCUACUCGUGUGCCAUUGAUGUUUUAUGUACCAGGGAUGAUGACCACAAAACGGACUCAGCAAAGCAUCUUUACCUAUCUAGAUCCCUUUAAUAUUGAACCCAUGAGGAAACCUCCAGGUAAAAUCGAGGAAGAGCCUGUUGAAUUAGUUUCUCUGUAUACAACCAUUGCUGAACUUGCUCGACUUCCUCUCCUACCAGACUGUCCCGUCCCUUCAUUUCAUGUUGAGUUAUGCACUGAGGGACGAAGUCUUCUUCCAUACUUUGAUACGGCUAGGAAGAAAAAUACAGAAAGUGUAGCUUACAGCUCUUAUCCCCGACCUUCUGAUACUCCCCAGUGGAACUCAGACUUACCCGAUCUGAAAGACAUCAGAAUUAUGGGAUAUUCCAUGAGAACAAGUACCUACAGAUUUACCCUAUGGGUUGGAUACAACCCUGUGACUUUUGAAGCUAACAUUACGGAUAUUCAUGCACAAGAAUUAUAUCUCGUCAAAACGGAUCCCAAUCAAGACAACAACUUGUUCAACAAGUCCUUACAUUUUGAUUUAGCUCAGAAGGUUUUUGGACACACAUUGAAGUGAUUGAAAAAAUCCAUAUUUUGUAUAAAUAAUUGUAGAAAGUUAUAACAUGUAAAUACUUUUUAUAUAUUAUUCUCCUAAUUUAUAGGUUAUAUUUUUCUAUACUAUUUAAAAAUAAAAAUACACAGAAACCCUGAUUGUUCACAACCUUUUCUAAUUGGUAUGGCAGGAGGACGUCUAUGAGUCUGUAAACUGUCUCAAGGAGAACCUAGCAGAGCCAAUUAAAAGCAAAGGGGCACAUGGCUCAGCUGAGUCUUUUCUCCCUUUUUGUUUCUGAGAUUGUGGAGGUCUUAACACCUAGACCUCCACCAACCCAAAUUUUUGAUAUGUCGCUAUUUCAUGUCAAAAGGUUUUAACAUGAUAGGUACUUUAUAAUUUGGCUAAAUACAUAUAUGUACAGUUCAGGAAGUAAGCUGGAGAAAUAUUAUUGCUUAAAGGAGUUUUCUGAGUGUUUAAUACAGAUGUCCUGUCCUCAGAAUAGGUCAUCAUUAUCAGACUGGUGGGGUCCGACUCGAGGCAUCUUCACUGUUCAGCUGUUUGAAGAGGCCGCAGUCAGUGACGUCACGUUCAUUAGUCGUAUGGCUUAGGUACAGCUCAGUCUCAUUCAAGUGAGUUCUGGGUGAGCUGCAAGAAGACCAUGGCUCUUAUCGGCGUGCCACAGCCUCCUCAAGUUGGGGAGGUGGACCUCCCACUGAUCUCAUUUUGAUGACCUAUCCUGAGGAAAGGCCAUCAAUAUGAAAUUCUUGCAAAACCCCAGUAAGUGACAAUACAUUACGACUAUGAGUGAAUUCAUGUUUGGAGCAUGGUUUUCCCUUAAACGAAGAGCUUACUGGGGUCAGACACUCCAUCCAGCCAAUCCUGCACCUUUGAUAUUGACUGAAUAUAUGACUAAAGCUUAUGAGACAAACCAAGAUGUUCCAAGUCUCGCAGAUCUAGCUGCACAGUUUUGAGUUUUGGAAGCUAUCCUGGGAGUCCCCUACCUGUCCUGAGAGGGCAGUUUCUGCAUAGUUUUCUCAGAAGCAGAAUUAGAAGAGACUGCUAUCAGUUUUUCAGUGGCAACUACCGCAGCAAAACUACAAAUGGAAACUUAAAGGGGUUA
Bufo gargarizans (Asiatic toad) is the source of this 2762-nucleotide messenger RNA. RefSeq names its product iduronate 2-sulfatase (gene IDS). The record is from RefSeq and is a predicted model, not a curated record. Gene Ontology annotation, molecular function: iduronate-2-sulfatase activity. Bases 17 to 1666 code for a protein of 549 amino acids. The transcript is spliced from 9 exons. Lineage: Eukaryota; Metazoa; Chordata; Amphibia; Anura; Bufonidae.